UCUCAAGGCAAUAUGGCGGACAUUUCGGAAAGCGAAACAUUAUUAUCAAGUGUCUCCGCGUAUUUCCAAGACCUGCAUGAGUGGAGUUAUCGGUGUGAAGGAGCCUGGACUAUGGUUUUAUCGCUUCGUAAGCUGAAAGCUGUCUUGCGUUUGCGAAAGCGCUAUGGUAAUAAUUCACUUUCCAAAGCAGAUCAAGAAAAUUGCAACUACAUGAGAGAGAUCUUACAAAACCUUGAAUUCGCCAAGCACGUUAUGUCACCACUGAUGGGAGAGGACUACGUUCAUGUGGGAAAAGUGGUUUCAGUUCCUGAAGUCUUUAUAUCAUCAAUGACCGAAAUAUGCCGAGGCUUGCGUCCCGAUCACAGACUUGAUAAAGAGAUUGACGAAAGUUGUCUAUGGGGUGUAGUCAUGCCAGAUUUCUGCUUCCUACCUUCUAGUGGUAUACUCUCCAUUGAGACUGAAAAUGAAACGAACUAUCCAACUUUCUCUGUUGAAUUAAAACCAAAGUGUGGCUUUCUUCCUUCGUCAAAGUACAUUGAUCUCAGUAGAGUAACAAAGUAUUCUGUCUGUCAGUAUUGUAUGCUUCAAAAAUCGAAAGUCAAAGAAGGAAAGUACAAGAAAGAAAGCAAUUAUUGUCCUUUGGAUUUGUUCUCUGGGGAUGUUAGGAGAGUCAUGUACGCCUUUGAGUGUCUGGUUUCUAAUCCUCAAAAUAACUUUCGUAUUUUUUGUGACGGCGUUGCGAUAUUCACGGAUGAAAUCGUCGAGGGAUUUAUUCAAGAGGGGAUUAUGUGUUGUACAGAGUGGUGUCUUGAGAUGGUACUACAAAAUGCAAAAUUUUUCGUGGAAAUUACAAAUGAAGAUAAAUUGUACGCCAAUGCUACAAAAGAGCGCCAUGAUCUUAACAAUUGUGUGACAACUAGAAUGGAACAUUGCGUGACAAGCACGAUGGAGGGUUGCGUGACAACUCGUGGAAGCAGUAUGGAGAAUUGUGUGACAAAAGAGGAUGAUCAGCAUACCAUGAAGGCAGAUGAAAAAGGUAGAGAAAACUUUACUACAAAUCCACAUGAAUGUGGUCAUGUUGGUCCCUAUUCAAGGAAAUUUCUGGAAAUUUUGUUGAAAAUUUUCAUAGAUGACUCAAACAGAAGUUACCCCAAAGUGAACGAUGUGAUUAAGUCACCAAAUGCUUCCAUGUGUAAAAGAAGCAACUUUCUUGAGUCUUGUGUUAGUAUCAACAAAAGUAAUAAUUAUGAGCUGUUUGGGAAUGGAGGGGUCCUACAAAAUCUUUUGUUAGUGCAGAAAUUAGAUGCCAUUGAUGUGGAGGGAAUUUACCCUCUGUACAAGAGGGUGUUAAGUUAUUUUGAGUCUAACCCAGGACUUAGAGAGAGUCUUGGUGUUGAUGGUCCUUUCACCACACCAUUAUGGCAAAGGGUUGCUUCUUCUCUUCAUGGUAACAUCUUAGAUGCUACUUCAUCAGCACCUUCAGUUACAGAUCUAAACUCUGAUCUGAAUGACAAACCAAACACCGAACAUGAUAGGCUACUCAAGGUCUGUCAAUUUGCCGUCGCCUCUACUGCAAAGGAUUGCUCUAUGAUGGUUUCUUUUCAGAGAGCAUCAAAGAAAGAAGCUUCUCUACCAGCCAUUGAAAUAACUAGUGGUGAUAUUUAUCACUACAACAUUGAUCUGGUUGAUUUGGAUCCUAAGGAAUUUGAUCGUGUAGUGAAAUACUAUAAUGACAGUAGAAAAACUGUGAAGGUCUUCCUUGAUCAUUAAUGGACAGCAUCCUCAUCACCGUCAAUAUCAGUAUCUUUAUCAUCAUCAGUAUCAGUAUCAUCUUCAUAAAUAAACAGUGACUUUAUUAUUUUCAUUAUCAGUGUCAUCUUCAACAUCGUUAUCUUCAUCAUCAUCAUUAUCAGUAUCACUUUCAUCAUUAUCAGUAACAUCUUCUUCAUCAUUAGUAUCUAUUAUUAUCAUUAUCAUUGUCAUCUUUAUCAUCAUCAUUUUCAUUACUAUUUCUACCAGCUGUUGGGCUUGAUCUACAGCUGCACUGUGUUCCACCACUGGUAGGGUAAUUGCCAAAAUCCUGUUAAAGAGCCUCUUCCAGCCAUUCAGUCAGUAAAAUGGAACAAAUAAUAGUGAACAGUCCAAUAGUAGCAGUAGAGUGAAGAAGUGAUGGAGGUUUGACUGUAGGUCAGCCAAAACCUCCCUUGUUUUUGUUCACUUGUCUGCUUCCAUCAUGCCAUUUAACAUAUAGUGCAAAUAACAAAAAGAUGAUCUCAAUAAUAAGUUAAUUAAUAAGUACACAAAAAGCCAGACCAUCAAAAGCCAUCAUAUUAUCAAUAUUUAUUGUACUUUUCCAAAAAACCUACAUCCAUGGAAAAUAAAUUAAAGCAAUGCAGCACAUGCCAUUCAAAUUGUUUCUUAUUGUUCUUGUUACAAGGUGACUAUUAUCCAUAAUCACCUGACUUAAAGGUGCACAUGACAUAGAGAAGAGUGUAUGGCACCACAAAUACAAAACUAGAAGAAAAAUAAUACCUUGAAUAUUUUUUUAAUCAGUUAUCCAGCUUAUUCAUGGGAAAAAUGUCACUACUUACUGUAAUGGACAUAUGCAAAAUAAAGGUUUAAAUACCACUACAUAAAUUAUGUUGUUGAGAUAUACUCACAGUACUAGCGAAGCAUUGUAAUCUAUUAUAAUGCAAAGUUAAGUACUAAAUGCCUACUGUUUGUUAUUUGUUUGUUUUGUGAUAAUGGUAAUGACACUGAAAAUUACACAAGUUUAUUGAUAGCAUUCAAUGGUUGCAAUUUUCAUUUUCUGCUCACAACACAAGAAAAAAACCAU
Molecule: messenger RNA, 2836 nt
Organism: Pocillopora damicornis (cauliflower coral)
Lineage: Eukaryota; Metazoa; Cnidaria; Anthozoa; Scleractinia; Pocilloporidae
Product: inositol-pentakisphosphate 2-kinase
Biological process (GO): inositol phosphate biosynthetic process
Cellular component (GO): nucleus
Molecular function (GO): ATP binding; inositol-1,3,4,5,6-pentakisphosphate 2-kinase activity
Source: RefSeq, a predicted model, not a curated record